AUGUUUGCCGCUCGUCGUACUGUCAACCUUUUCCAGAAGCGUGCCUUCUCGGCCUCCGCUAUCAAUGCCUCCAAGGUCGCCGUUCUCGGUGCUGCCGGUGGUAUUGGCCAGCCUCUCUCCCUGCUGCUGAAGCUCAACCCCCGUGUUUCCGAGCUCGCUCUCUACGAUAUCCGUGGUGGACCCGGUGUUGCUGCUGAUUUGAGCCACAUCAACACCAACAGCACUGUUACUGGCUACAACCCCGAUGCUUCCGGUCUCCGUGACUGCCUCGAGGGUUCCGAGAUCAUCCUCAUCCCCGCUGGUGUUCCCCGCAAGCCCGGUAUGACCCGUGAUGACCUCUUCAACACCAACGCCUCUAUUGUCCGCGACCUCGCUAAGGCCGCCGCUGAGGCCGCCCCCAAGGCCCACGUCCUGGUCAUCGCCAACCCCGUCAACUCUACCGUCCCCAUCGUCGCCGAGGUCUACAAGGCCCGCAACGUCUACGACCCCAAGCGUCUGUUCGGUGUCACCACCCUUGACGUCGUCCGUGCCUCGCGCUUCAUCUCGCAGGUCCAGAACACCAACCCCUCCGGCGAGGCUGUCCCCGUCGUUGGUGGUCACUCCGGUGUGACCAUCGUUCCCCUGCUUUCGCAGUCCAACCACUCCUCCAUCGCCGGCGAGGCCCGCGAUGCCCUUGUCAACCGCAUCCAGUUCGGUGGUGACGAGGUUGUCAAGGCCAAGGAUGGUGCCGGUUCCGCCACCCUCUCCAUGGCCAUGGCCGGUGCCCGUUUCGCCGAGUCUCUCCUCCGCGCCGCCCAGGGCGAGAAGGGUGUCAUUGAGCCCACCUUCGUCGACUCCCCUCUGUACAAGGACCAGGGUAUCGACUUCUUCGCUUCCCGCGUCGAGCUCGGCCCCAACGGUGUUGAGCAGAUCCACUCCGUUGGUGAGAUCAACGAGUACGAGCAGGGUCUCCUCGAUGCCUGCCUGGCUGACCUGAAGAAGAACAUCCAGAAGGGUGUUGACUUCGUCAAGGCCAACCCUUGAAAAGUUCCCUGUACAACCAUCUAUAUCUCGUCGUGACUUUUGUUUUUGUAAUAAUGAAAGUGUAUGACAAUGUUCUUUUACUAGAUCGAUAAUCCAUUUUAAUCCAUAAAUCGGUCUAUACUACGAU
Messenger RNA from Penicillium crustosum, 1150 nucleotides. RefSeq names its product malate dehydrogenase. Gene Ontology annotation, molecular function: L-malate dehydrogenase (NAD+) activity. Gene Ontology annotation, cellular component: mitochondrion; cytoplasm. The transcript has 4 exons. Bases 1 to 1023 code for a protein of 340 amino acids. The record is from RefSeq and is a predicted model, not a curated record. NCBI's taxonomy places the organism in Eukaryota, Fungi, Ascomycota, Eurotiomycetes, Eurotiales, Aspergillaceae. Gene Ontology annotation, biological process: tricarboxylic acid cycle; malate metabolic process.